This is a messenger RNA of Dermatophagoides pteronyssinus (European house dust mite), 757 nucleotides long. RefSeq names its product Cytochrome b5 (gene Cyt-b5). The record is from RefSeq and is a predicted model, not a curated record. Gene Ontology annotation, cellular component: intracellular membrane-bounded organelle; membrane. NCBI's taxonomy places the organism in Eukaryota, Metazoa, Arthropoda, Arachnida, Sarcoptiformes, Pyroglyphidae. Gene Ontology annotation, molecular function: heme binding.
UGCGUCUGAUAUAUUGUUUGAUUAUUUUUUUUAUUAUUUAGAUUCAGUUUGUUUGAAUAAAUUUAAAAUACUUGUGAUCAAAGAAAUUAUCAUUACUUUGAUUAAAAUUAGACAGGCUUAUAAUCAUUACUAAACAUUUCAUUUGAUUGACUGAUUAAUAUCAAGUGAUUAAGAAGUACCCAGUGAAAUAUCAAAGAUCGAAUCAAUUCAUAUCAAUAUAUCAAUUAUUAUUUUUCUGAUCAUUCCAUUAUAUAUCGAUCAUAAAUAAGAAGCACUAAACAAAAAAUGGCACAGGAAACAAAAACCUAUACAUUGGCUGAAGUUGCCGAACAUAAUGAAAAAAAAUCCGUUUGGAUCGUCAUCCAUGAUUGUGUUUAUGAUGUGACUCCAUUUCUUGAUGAGCAUCCUGGUGGCGAAGAAGUUCUAAUCGAACAGGCCGGUAAAGAUGCAACCGAAUCAUUCGAAGAUGUUGGCCAUUCUACUGAUGCUAGAGAUAUAAUGAAAAAAUAUAAAAUUGGUGAAUUAUGUGAGGCUGAUAAAAAGAAAACAAAAAAAGUUGAGGAAAAAACAAUUUCAUGGUCCGAUCCAAAAACGAAUGGUUCAUCAAACGAUUGGAUGACUUGGACGAUUUCCAUUUUGAUUGCAUUGGUUCCAAUAGUUCUAUAUCGAAUGGGCUAUUUUGGUUCUACCGAUUGAAAAUAGUGUUCAAACAGUGAAAAAGAAACAACCAACUUUAUUUUUAUCUAUUAAAAAAAAA